GCACGCGACCUGCAACAUGGCAUCACUCCCUCUCAUGCAUCUUGUUAUAGCUAGCCACUGACUUCAACUUUCUACCUGCAGACGCCACCCUGAUCGGGAUACUCUUGGAAUCUCCCCUCACCCCGAGCUGCCGGCUAUAACGACCGAAUCGUGACGCCGCCAUGGACGAAUCCCUCGAGUCGCACACGGCUGCGACCGCGCGUUUCGCUGCCUCGACCACAGCUUCAGCUUCGCGGCUCCUCUCUAGCCACAUCCUGACCGCCGAUACCAUCUCCCGAGCGACGUCGCCGGACCUGCCCUUGUCCGAUGCCUCGGAUGAGAAUGACAAGAAGCGGUACCGUCCGCGGACGUUUAGCUACUUCCGCCUCUUGCCCUUCGCUGUCGAGGAGGAGCCGCAUCGCGAUGCUGCGCUGGCCGGCAUCCUCAAGAAUCUAUACACUGCGCUCAAGGCCGAAGACUUCUCUCCAGGAGCUCUGCACUGGACGCGUGAGUUGCAGGGAUGGCUGAAUCUCAAGUUCGAGAUGACGAGAGAGCUGCGUGCCCGGCUUGCCAAGAUCUAUUACCACCUCUGUCUGGCUCCGGGACUGGAUAGUUCGACCGCAGAUCGGUUUGCGAGGAUGAUGAUCACGUUGACUAGGAAAAAACACUACCUGAAACCCGGCGAGGACUUGACUCUCGACUGGAGGCCAUUGUGGAAAGAGUUCAAGGGGCUGGUUCUCCCAUCCGAAAUGGCGGCGCACCAGGGGAGCAGGAGGAAGUCUCAGAAGUUCCUCUUGAAGCUCUGCCUGCACGCCAACACUUACUUCGACCCUUCGGAGAGACGGCAAAUGCUUGACGAGUUCCUUCCUUACUUCAGUACGGGGGACUUGACCAACGCCUACAUCGUCGUCGGCGCCCUGAACGUCAUGAUUCCCACGACUGCAGCACCUCUGGCCGAGCCUCAAUCCCAACCAUCAGACUUUGUCCCUACCUUUUUCCACCUGUGGUCUUUAAUGACGAGGUCGAGAACCUUCGAUGUCUGCUUCAUUGACAUGUUUUCGCGCAUGGCCAAAGACUUCCUGCAGUGUACUCAUGUCCCCUUCACGGAGCAUGGCAUCUUCACCAAGGAGCAGUCGGACCUCAUCUUUACUGCCAUCCUGAGGUUGACAGACAUCCCUGUUGGGCAAGGCGCAUCUCCUUACUCGUCCCUCGAUAGUUCUCGAGGCGUUGGUAUCUUCCUGGAUAAAGACAAGAGGAAGUACCCCAUCCCCUAUAUGAUAGCUCGGUGGAUUGUUCACUCGGUAUCGCCCCUUUGCUUCAACGAGGAGCGUUCAAUCAUGUCCGGUCUAGAGGGUUUAAUGGAAUCGAUUGAUACCUUUUUCCAUCCCUCGAACCAAGGAAACUGGACCAGUUUCCUGGCCCAGCUGACCUAUUACUUGACCGACCUCUUUGUGUCGCGCUGGAACCGCGAGCAGAGCGGCGAACUCGAAACGCCGCCAGAGCGACGCAUCAACGCCGAGCUGAAGAAGCGCUUCGUCCUUGCCCUCAGGGAAGUCACCUUCAUGGGCCUCUUCGCUAAGAGCUCCAAGGUGGCCAACUAUUACUACUCAACCCUGCAGGGCCUCACCUUCCUCGAACCGGAUCUCAUGCUUCCGGGCGCAUUGCAGCGCUUCUAUCCCAGCUUGCAGGGCCUGGUGGAGGUCCACCGCACCACUUCCAGCCUAUGUGGACUGCAAAUGAUUGCCAAUAUCAUGUCCAAGCAGAAGGGAUUCCGGUGCCACAUCACGGCGUUGCUGGCGUUGGCACUCCCUGGCAUCGAUGCGAAUGACCUGGGAAAGACGCAGCACACGCUCAACUUGAUCCAGAGCAUUGCUUACAGCAUCCCGUUUGUGCCGCUCAUAAAGGAGCACAGCGCCGUCCAGGAUACCAGUCUGGCGAUGCAGUGGGUCCAGGGCGAGAUGGAGCGCAUGGAGCGAGGAGGUCAGGAUGUCGCCAUCGAUUACAAAAGCGAACUGUCCGACGAGGACGAGGCCCAGGUCCUGCGCUCGUCGACGGCCGGCUUUAGCGAGUUCGUCCUGGCCCUCCUGGGCAAGGUCUUCACCCUCUUGGAGAACCUGCCAGAUCCCUCGCAUGUGCGCACGAGCUCUCCAGAAGAGAACGUCAUCAACACCCUCCCUGCGGCGCUGACCCCGCUGUUCGCGACCUUGUCCCCGGAGCUGUUCGACAUGACGCUCGACAAGCUUGCGACCUUCGUGUCCUCGCACGUUGUCCACCAGGCCCGGGAUGCCAUGGCGUGGAUCUGCAAUGCUCUUUGCAAGGUCAACCCCGAGAAGGCGCUCAAGGUCUUCAUCCCCAUGCUGAUUGUCAGCAUCCGCAACGAGAUCGACUACAACGGCGCGGCAUCCGAUCGCAGUAGUGGCACAGAGCUGUUGCCUCGUGAUAGGGCGCUGGUGUGGCAUGUGAGCAUACUGAGCAUGUGCGUGGUCCAUGUUGGCGGCGAGGUGCUGAGGUACAGGGAAGAGCUGCUCGGCAUUGCCCGCUACAUGCAGGAGAAGUGCCGCGGGCUGCCUACCAUUCACAUCUCAAAUUAUAUCCACCACCUCCUGCUCAAUCUGACGCACACCUACCCCAUCGACAACGCUCUCUACGAGCCGGAGCUCAUUGAGCGGGGUCUGGACAUUGACGACUGGGGCCGCACCACCGCCCCGGCCGAGCUGACCAUACGGUGGCACCGUCCUUCGUCAGAAGAGAUGCAUUUUGCUUUCCAGCUCUUCGAGAGCGAGGUCUAUUCUGCCUCGCAGAGGCUGGAGCAGCUUAUGAGCGAUGAUCCUCCGGUGAGCCGGAAGGGCAAGAACAAGGAGUGGUCCGACGAGCUAUCUAGGAGUCUGACGGCAAUCCGGCUUGUCAUAUCCGGCGCGGCGACUCUGUUCGACCCUAAGAGGGCAUCGGGGGAGUCGGACGACUGUGUGAAUGGCGACGAUAGCAUGGAUGUGGAUGGUGAUGCCGUCUUAGAGGAAGACGAUGACCCCCUCGCCGAGGUAGCAGACGACGAGGAGCUCAGGCGCCAGUUCCACUAUCCCGCGGGUUAUCUGCUCGACCCGCAGAGCCCCAUCUACUCUCGGAUCCACAACCUCCGCGAAGGAGUCGGGCAUCUCCUCUCGCGGACACACUCGUUCCUGAGCGCGAACCAGGAGGACGAUGUAGCAUGUUUCACCUCCCUCUACGCCACCUACCGGACCUGGAUCACCGACGUCGGCAUCGAGCGGUCUGCCCACCCCCUGGAGCGCUUGAUCCGACUCUACAGGGCCGAUGUCUCGCCGUUCAAGAUUAGCGGCCUGCGGAAGGCCUAUCCUCGGCCCCUACUCAUCAAACGCGCCGACGCAUACCAACUACAGCGCGUUAAGUACAACGCUACCUACCGGAAGAAGAGCGAGCUUGACAGGCGGCUCCUACUCGACCUGGCUGAGUCAUGCGUUUCCCCGUACGCCGACGUGCGGCGCGUCGCCCAGGGAGCCCAGGACUCGUCCCUCAAAGUCCUGAUCGGCGGACGGACGCUCGUCAUCCCCGUCCUCCUGGACAAGUUCCGCCAAGCGCUCGAUGCUAACGACCACGAUCGCAUCAAGGGCUCCAUGUAUACCCUGAUCUUCUCGACGCUCCUGAAGACCCUGAUGCGCGAUUGGCGGUUCGCCCCGAACUUCAUGCGCAUGUACAUAGACUCGGCCGGCAUCGACAAGCAGUCUAUCCAGGACAUUGGCUCGCAGGCGCUCGUCUAUCUGCUUGACUUUGGCAGACCCCUCGAGCGCAUGGUGCUCGUGGACCAAGACAUUGUGGACACGAUAAAGCCUCCCGAGGACUGCUCGAAGGCCAUCGAGACCCGGCACCUCUUCAUCAAGGGACGACGGACAAAGGUCGAGGACAAGAAGGCGGCACUCGGAAUCGAGCUCACGGAGCGCGCCAGGGUUUCCCACUGGAAGAUAGCGAAUCGAUGCAUCAUCUUCGCCACUAACAUGAGCGUAAGAUUCACAACCUUGGCCCCGGCCCCAUUCGUUGACCUUAUUGUCAAUGGAACCAACGACCCCCAUCCGGGCCUCCGGGGUAACUUCCAGGCGGCCUUCUCGAGUCUCUUCACCAGCAUCGACAUGCGCGCUGUCUACGGCCACUCGUACAAGGACUAUCUCCUCGAGCUUGACAAGGACGACAAUACGGUCAAGGUCAAGGUCCCGACUGACGAUCCCCGAUGGACCGAGCGAUACCUCGGCUCGUUCGAGAAGCUCGGCGAUGCCGAGUACUUCGUCGACAACGACUUCCCCGGUUGGCUGGUCUGGGGCAAGGAGUUCCUGGCGGCCAAAGCCAAGCCCGUCCCGUUCUUGGAUUACGAUGACGUCGAGACGGCUGUCCGGGAGCAGAUCGGCAAGGUCCUGACAAAGGAAUGGUUCAAACAGCACUUUGAUUACUUGAAACAGGAGCCUAGGGAGUCUAGUGCGGACCGCUUCCGGAUGCAGAACGUCAUCCUGCUCAUGCACGUCUUCGAUCUCAUGAACUACGGCAAGACGGCUGCCACGUUCGACGAUAUCAAGGAGCUGGUGAAGGAGGUCUACGGCGACGGCAGCGACAAGCACCAACAUCGUGCCACUGCCGAGAUCCUGGGAGCUCUGUUGUCGGGCACGUCGGACGACCCCCGCGAGUUCCGGGACCAGGUGUGGGCCUUUGCCGCCCCCAUGGUGCUCAAGGUCAUCGCCGACGAGCUGACCCCGGACAACCUGUCGUACUGGAUGACGUGUCUCCAUCUCACCGUCGACACCAAAGAUCCCCGGCGCUCCAAGGAAUUCAUGCAGGCUCUUUCGGCGUUCCGGCUCGACGUAACAUCGAACGCCGCCUUCAAGGAGUCAUCCAAGGUGCAGCUGCUCGAGAUCCUGAUCAACGAUGCAGGCUGGCACUUCCGCAAUGAACAGCCGAUCCUCAACGACUUCCUCGCCCACAUUGACCAUCCAUACAAGUCGGUCCGGGAGUCUAUCGGCCGAACCAUUGCCACCAUCUACCGCACUCGUUACCACGAGAGCUUCCCGAACGUCUCCACGCUGCUCGAGCAGAACAAGGCCGACUCCUCGAUUGGUCUCCGGCCGUACAAGCCGACGGAUGAAUUCGUGGCCACCAUCAAGGAGGUCUUCUCGCGCCUGGAGGAGUGGCGCAAGGAACGGCCGCCGGGACAGCAAACGCCGUCGAGCUACACGUCUGGGUCUAAGACAGUCCUCAUCUGGCUCGACAGCAUGAUCAGCUCGCAGGAGUGCACACAGCUCGCCCCCUUCUUCCCAGACCCCAUCAUAGACCAACUCCUGCACAUGAUGGAUGUCAAGGAGGAUCCCUCACUCAUGAAGCUUGCCUACCACGUCUACCGUCAAAUGUCUAACAUACCCUUCCGCGACGGCGAAGACGACGCCUUCAUGUCGGCCCUCAUCCGCAUCGGCCGGUCGUCGUCGUCGUGGCACCAGCGGCUGCGCGCCCUGGUCAACAUGCAGGUCAUGUACUUCCGGCGCAUCUUCCUCACGGGCCCGCGGCAGCGCGAGCAGCUCUUCGAGGCCGUCGGCGACAUGCUGUCGGACCCGCAGCUCGAGGUGCGCGACUGCGCGCGGGCGACGCUGGCGGGCAUGAUCCGCUGCUCGCCGGCGGCCAUCCGCAACCCGAUGAUCGAGGCGCUCAAGGCGCGGUUCGAGGACCAGCUGCGGGCGAACCCGAUGCCCAAGAGGAAGCUGCCGGGCACGGACACGCCCGUCGACACGCAGAAGCAAAUCGUGCGGCGGCACGCCGCGGUGCUCGGGCUCGGCGCGCUGGUCGAGGCGUUCCCCUACGCGACGCCGCCGCCCCGGUGGAUGCCCGAGGUGCUCGCGAACCUGGCCACGAGGGCCGCCAGCGACCGCGGGGUGGUGGGCAAGGCGACCAAGGGGAUACUCUCUGAAUUCAAGAAGACGAGGCAGGAUAGCUGGAGUGCCGACCAGAAGUAUUUCACAACAGAGCAGUUGGAGGCCCUGGAGGGCGUACUUUGGAAGAGCUACUUUGCAUAAGCUGGGGACCGGAGAUCUGGUCUGCCGACACACCCCCGGACAGGCCGCCCGGCUUCAGCCACGCCUCUCUAGAUAUCGAGAUG
Molecule: messenger RNA, 6121 nt
Organism: Phialemonium atrogriseum
Lineage: Eukaryota; Fungi; Ascomycota; Sordariomycetes; Cephalothecales; Cephalothecaceae
Exons: 3
Coding region: 162-6038 (1958 amino acids)
Biological process (GO): proteasomal ubiquitin-independent protein catabolic process
Cellular component (GO): nucleus; cytosol
Molecular function (GO): proteasome binding; peptidase activator activity
Source: RefSeq, a predicted model, not a curated record